Messenger RNA from Mytilus californianus (California mussel), 2407 nucleotides. RefSeq lists its product as uncharacterized. Gene Ontology annotation, molecular function: hexosyltransferase activity. The transcript has 2 exons. Gene Ontology annotation, cellular component: membrane. Lineage: Eukaryota; Metazoa; Mollusca; Bivalvia; Mytilida; Mytilidae. The record is from RefSeq and is a predicted model, not a curated record. Bases 41 to 1000 code for a protein of 319 amino acids.
GACAAGGAACUUAUUUCACCAGAUAGCUGACAGUUUUACAAUGAACGAGAAUAGUACGAUUGUCGAAGGUCUCAACUGCUUAUUCAAGACAUGGAUUCCGCAUAUUAUAACUGGAUUUUUAGUGGUCUAUAUUACGUUUUCUGGUGUUCUUUAUAUGCGACAAUUAAACCCUACGACCGUUUACGCAGAAAGCGAAAUAUCGCCUCGAACUGAACAACAUAAAAUGCAAACUGCACAAGAGAGACGGCCUCACAUAGUAUUAGGGAUUUUAAGUGGAGAAAAGAAAAUUCGUUUUCGGGAUACUCAAAGAGAGACUUGGAUUAAAACAAUGCUAAGUUUACACAAGGUAUUACCUUUCAAGAUAACGUAUAAAUUUUUGUUAGACGAACCAUCUUCUGAGUCAAUUAAAGAAAAUAAUUUACACAAAGACAUAGUGUAUUUAAAUGUAUCCCACCAUGGUCGAGCUGUUAAAUUUGGUGAGAAAAUGUACGUGUGGUGGAAAUAUAUACAUAAGGUAUACCCAGACGCUCUAAUGGGGGCAAGAAUAGACGACGAUGCUUUUGUAUGUGUACCUCAAAUGUUUCAUAGACUAAAUACUUUAAAAGCUGGAAAUCUUUAUUAUGGUUGGAGACACGGGAAAAGUAGACAGAUCAACAGAAACAACAGAAUUGAUGAAAUGUUUUUAGUUUUAGGAAAAGAUCUCAUUUCGCUUGUUUCUAAUAGGACUUAUUGUGGACAAAGAAAAUGCAAAAAUAAGGACGACUUGAUUGAUAUUGAAUUUGGUGAUACUUCUCUUGCAGAAUGGCUGUCUGUUUACAGUGAUAAAAUAAACUUUAAAGCUGAUAAUGACCGAAUUGUACAAUGUGGAGCUAAUUCUCAUGCUAUUUAUAAGAGAUUUUUAAAGCCUGGUUUUUGUGACAAACAAUUAGUUUUUCAUAAAUCGACAUGUGAAAUGAUGCAACAGCUACAUUCAUGGAAUAAUCACUCGGUCGGUGGAUAGCUUCAUUCAUACAAUAAUCACGUGGUCGGUGGAUAGCAAGACCAAUGUUAUUGGAGCAUUUAUAGAUAUGAAUACUCAUCAAUAGAAAUAGAAGACUGUUUUAUUCCAAUAAAUGGCCCCAAACGGCAUAAACAUUUGACAUGUCAAUAACAUCAAUAAUUCAAGAUUUUAAAGCAAUUUAACAAUCAUUCAAUAAAAUCAAUUGAUAUUUUUUUUUUAAUUCUUAAUACAUGUAUAUUAAGUAAAUAUUUAAGGAGCUUUAGAUAUAAUAAUACACAAUGCAAGUUUGGCUGAUGUGAGAUUUAUAAGACACCUGUCACCUGUAUAUAAAAAUAUAAAUAGAUAAUAUAUAUAUAUAUAUAUAUAAAGCUGUCGAGCACAGAAGGUUCAACAUGUUAACAGUCCUUCCCGUGUCAGUAACAAAUACGAUAGCUGACACCAGGGAAUGAUAUCUUGAGGACUCAGUGACAUACUAAAUAAAUACAUGUAUGUGGAAAUGUAUCUAUCCUACCUGAAUCAAAAGCAUAAAAAGUAGCAGCGUAGGUAUAACUUGAAUGCAGUUGACAUCCGGGGACGAUGCUACUAAUAAAUAAAUUCACCCAAAUUAUAUAAUAGUAAUCUUAAGGAAGAUGCUUGUAUAUAAAAUUACAUAUUAUUUUUAUAGAGUAAAUCAACAUUUACUACACUAAAAAGUCAAAUGAUUUUGUUUCGACUACAUCGAAUUAUUAAUAUUUGAAAUGCUAGACAACAUAUCAUUUCUAUCUUCUUUUUUUUGCAAUCAAAAACAAUAUAUGCCCCAUCUUCCGACAGUACUUGAAGUACAUGUAUUACAUAUUCUGUUGUGUUGGGUAUACCUUGUUGUCUACCCAGUUCUAAUUUUAUGUUUUAUCCAACUAUCAGACAUUUAAAAACUGAUAUUUUUAUUUAAAAAUGAAAAUGUUGCUACUGUAGUAGCCAAAACCUGCAACAACAUUUUAUUGAGAACCGAAAUUUGAUUUAUAUAAAUGAUAUGUUUGCAGUUUACCGUCAGAAAAUUUAUCUAGCUGUUUUUUUCCCACCCCAAUAGCUACGAAGGAACAAUGUUGAUAGCUUGGUUUGCGUAUACUUCUUAAAUUUGUAAAAGACUCAUAAAAAAUGUCUAGCAUUUGUACAAUCAAUUCCAAGUAACUUCAACAUAACAUUUAUUGAACCAUGAUGUUUUCUUCAACGAUGUUUUGUUUUAGAUUGUAUAUAUGCAUCUUUUAAAAAAGAAUAUUACCUCAUAAAUUCUGGUGUCUGUUCUAUGGUCGGGUUGUUGUCUCUUUGACACAUUCCCCAUUUCCAUUCUCAAUUUUAUCUAAUACCAGUACGAUGACAUCCCUUGUUAUAGAUUGAAAUAAAUUAGAAAUCUACAAAGUUCAUAUACCA